CCAUUGCUUGCAGACGGAGCCAGCCUCUUCCAGCACUUCCUGGACUCCUACCAAGUAAUGUUCUUCACGCUUUUUGCCCUGCUGGCUGGGACCGCUGUCAUGAUCAUAGCCUACCACACGAUCUGCGCGUCCCGGGAGCUCACCGUACCUCCAGCCCUCUCCCCCCGAGCCGGCCCUCACCACAGCCCCCACUAUUUCUCUGCCUCGUCGCCGAUGCCUUUCAACGCACUGCCUCCCAGCUGCCGAGCCAGCCCGCCGUCGGGGCUCUGGAGCCCCGCGUACAGGUCGCACUAGGCAGCAGGCCGGCCCUGCGCCCCUGCAUCCCUACGUCCCUGCGCCCCCGCCGUGGGGACAGCCCGCUCGGCCCCG
Molecule: messenger RNA, 369 nt
Organism: Ailuropoda melanoleuca (giant panda)
Lineage: Eukaryota; Metazoa; Chordata; Mammalia; Carnivora; Ursidae
Product: nuclear pore membrane glycoprotein 210-like
Exons: 3
Coding region: 58-294 (78 amino acids)
Source: RefSeq, a predicted model, not a curated record